This is a messenger RNA of Panicum virgatum (switchgrass), 1167 nucleotides long. Its product is annotated as trans-resveratrol di-O-methyltransferase-like. The record is from RefSeq and is a predicted model, not a curated record. Gene Ontology annotation, biological process: methylation. Bases 37 to 1167 code for a protein of 376 amino acids. Gene Ontology annotation, molecular function: S-adenosylmethionine-dependent methyltransferase activity; O-methyltransferase activity; protein dimerization activity. The transcript has 2 exons. NCBI's taxonomy places the organism in Eukaryota, Viridiplantae, Streptophyta, Magnoliopsida, Poales, Poaceae.
GCCACUCAAGCUCGUAGGAGCAACCAAAGAGUGAGCAUGUCCCCUCCAUCUAUGCCGGUGCUCGCCAUGGCCGCCACCGGUGCUGAACUCAUGAAGGCCGAGGCAGAGCUUUGGUGCCACAAUUUCGGCUACCUCAAAUCUGUGGCACCCCGGUGCGCAAUAAAACUUGGGAUCCCCAACGCCAUCCACCGCCACGGCGGCUUGGCAUCCCUGUCAGAGCUGCACGCCGCCAUCCCCAUCGCCGCGAGCAAACGGCCAUGCCUGUCACGUAUCAUGGCGUUCUUGGCCGCCUCUGGUCUUUUCAGAGAGGAGAUCGUCCCAAGUGAUGGCACGGCGGCAGUGGCCGAGCCGUGGUAUCACCUCACGGCGGCAUCCCGCCUCCUGGUUGACGACGAUGACUCUACGGAAGGUCGCAAUUGUGUCUCCCAGCUCUUCACUUCGUGCAGCUCGCCGUUCUACUUUACGGCGUCCCAGAACCUGGCCGAGUGGCUGCAGGAGGAUGACGGAGCCGCGGCGUCGCGGACGCCGUUCACGAUGGCGCAUGGCGCGGAUUUCUACGACGUCGUCCACCGCGACGCGGCGUUCGCCGCGUGCUUCGACGAGGCGAUGGGCUCGGACAGCCGCUUCGUGUUGGAGAUCGUCGUCCGCGAGUACGGCGAGGUGCUGGCCGGGGUGACGUCCCUGGUCGACGUCGGAGGCCACAACGGGACGACGGCGAGGGCCAUUGCCAAGGCCUUCCCGCACGUGAGGUGCUCGGUGCUGGAUCUGCCCCGCGUGGCGGACGCCAUGCCGGCUGAUGGCACUGUUGAGUUCGUUGCAGGCGACAUGAGGGAGUUCAUCCCUCCGGCUGAUGCUGUGUUAUUUAAGUUUGUGCUGCAUAACUGGAGUGAUGAGGAUUGUGUUCAAAUUUUAAAACGGUCCAAGGAAGCUAUUUGUACUCGAGAACCAAAGGGAAAAGUGGUUAUCACAGAAGUUGUCCUAGGAUGUCCGUCUAAAGAAACACUGGAAGCUCAACUUUUGAUGGAUCUAUGCAUGAUGGUGGUACUAGAAGGCAAAGAGAGAACGGAAGAGACAUGGCACAAGAUUUUCCUAGAUGCAUGGUUCACUCAAUACAAGAUUACUCCCAUCUCGGGAACGACCAGGUCACUCAUUGAGGUCUUUCCAUAG